This is a messenger RNA of Elaeis guineensis (African oil palm), 3128 nucleotides long. RefSeq names its product oligopeptide transporter 3. Gene Ontology annotation, molecular function: oligopeptide transmembrane transporter activity. NCBI's taxonomy places the organism in Eukaryota, Viridiplantae, Streptophyta, Magnoliopsida, Arecales, Arecaceae. The record is from RefSeq and is a predicted model, not a curated record. Gene Ontology annotation, biological process: transmembrane transport.
UUUCAAAUAAAUAUUUAUUUUAGAGUGCAUGAUAAUUUGCAUAUUCUAAGAUGUUUUCUCUUGCCAUGGGAAAAAUACUGAGCCAAGGAUUUGUUCAUAUGAUUUCCACCCCCACAGAGAAAUUUAAGGCGGUCGUUCCCAACGUCGCAGCUCCUCCUCCUCCUUCUCUGCCGUAUUGCCACCCCCGUCCACGUAGGAUGACACGUCAUCGACAGCUAGUUUCCAAAUUCGUCCCCACAUGCGCCGUGUCCCAAGCCCCGCCGCUCCGUACCCGGACAAAACUCGUGCCACUUUCACCUAGCACGUGAACCCCACACUCCGGCUCGAGUCGCCGCCGCGCCCCUCUUUUCUAGGCGCCCUCGGUGCUCUCAAUUCCCAAAAUACCCAACCCACACUCCCAAAUUAACCCCGCAAAACAUAAAAUAAUAGGUAAAGUUUCCCAAUUUUUAAAAAAUAAUUGAAGAGCUAAUAAUAAUAGCCAAAAUUUCCCAUUUCCAUCCCAACACUUCGUAAAGCAACAGCCAUUGUUUUUUUCCUCUUAUAUUUUUCCCUUCCCAAAAUGCACCCCGUUACCGUUUUCCCCUCUAUUUAAACCAGCCAUCUCCUCCCAUCCCCUUCCCUGUUCCAAAGAGAAGCAGAGCAUUGGUUCCCAAGGAUAACAGAGAAACAGAGAUAGAGAGAGUUUAAGGUCUCCAAUGGCUGAGAAGCAAGAGGUGGACCAGGAGAGGUGCCCGGUGGAGGAGGUGGCCCUGGUGGUGCCGGAGACCGACGACAUGUCGCUCCCGGUGAUGACUUUCCGGGCUUGGUUCCUCGGCAUAACCUCAUGCACCGUCCUCAUCUUUCUCAACACCUUCUUCACCUAUCGCACCCAGCCGCUCACCAUCUCGGCGAUCCUGAUGCAGAUCUCCGUGCUGCCCCUGGGGCGGUUCAUGGCGUCGGCGCUCCCCAACAAGGAGGUGAAGGUCUUCGGGCAGUGGGGUUUCAACCUCAACCCGGGGCCGUUCAAUAUAAAGGAGCAUGUCAUCAUCACGGUGUUCGCCAACUGCGGCGUUUCGCCCGGCGGCGGGGAUGCCUACUCGAUCGGGGCGAUUACGGUGAUGAAGGCUUAUUACAGGCAGAGCUUGAGCUUCCUCUGCGGCCUUAUCAUUGUGAUGACCACACAGUUGCUGGGCUAUGGAUGGGCUGGCAUGAUGAGGAAAUUUUUGGUAGACCCUGUUGAAAUGUGGUGGCCUUCUACCCUGGCCCAAGUUUCCCUCUUCAGAGCUCUCCAUGAGAAGGAUUCACCUUCCAAAGGGCCAAGCAGAAUGAAGUUCUUCAUGAUAUUCUUUGUUGGAAGCUUUCUCUACUAUGCGCUGCCUGGCUAUCUCUUCCCCAUCCUGACAUUCUUUUCAUGGGUAUGUUGGGUAUGGCCUCAUAGCAUUACUGCUCAGCAGAUUGGGUCAGGAUACCAUGGCCUUGGCAUUGGAGCAUUUACACUUGAUUGGGCUGGAAUCUCAGCUUACCAUGGUAGCCCUCUGGUGACCCCAUGGUUCUCCAUUAUCAACACUGCUGUUGGCUUCAUCAUGUUCAUCUACAUCAUAGUCCCUUUGUGCUAUUGGAAAUAUAACACCUUCGAUGCCCGCAAGUUCCCUAUAUUCUCAAAUCAGCUCUUCACCUCUAAGGGGCUAAAAUAUGACACCACCAAGGUACUCACCCCUCAAUAUGAGCUAAAUGAAGCGGCAUACGACAAUUAUGGGAAGCUCUACCUGAGUCCUCUCUUCGCACUCUCGAUAGGAUCGGGGUUUGCUAGAUUUACUGCAACACUCACUCAUGUCUUCCUGUUCCAUGGCAGUGAUAUCUGGAGAAGGAGCAAGUCAGCAAUGAACUCCAUAAAGCUUGAUGUCCAUGCCAAGCUGAUGAAGAAGUAUAAAGAAGUUCCUCAGUGGUGGUUCCUCAUCCUACUAGCAGGAAGCACCGUUCUAUCUCUGUUGAUGUCUUUUGUUUGGAAAGAGCAGGUGCAGCUGCCUUGGUGGGGCAUGCUAUUUGCUUUUGGAUUAGCUUGGCUUGUCACUCUUCCCAUUGGAGUCAUUCAAGCAACCACUAAUCAGCAACCUGGCUAUGAUAUCAUAGCCCAGUUCUUGAUCGGUUACAUCCUCCCUGGUAAGCCAAUAGCUAAUCUCCUCUUCAAAAUUUAUGGGCGAAUCAGCACUGUCCAUGCCCUCUCCUUCCUGUCUGAUCUCAAAUUGGGACAUUAUAUGAAGAUUCCACCAAGGUGCAUGUACACUGCUCAGCUUGUAGGAACCAUCGUCGCCGGCAUCGUGAACCUUGCAGUGGCAUGGUGGAUGCUAGAAAACAUCGAAAACAUCUGCGACACCGACGUAUUGCCUUCUGAUAGCCCAUGGACCUGCCCGAAAUAUCGCGUCACCUUCGACGCAUCUGUUAUAUGGGGUCUCAUAGGCCCGAGCCGGCUCUUUGCUCAUGGCGGCCUGUACCGGAACUUGGUGUGGCUGUUCUUAAUUGGUGCAGUCCUUCCUGUGCCCAUAUGGCUAUUGAGCAAGAUGUACCCCAAGAAGAAGUGGAUCCCCCUUAUCAAUAUUCCAGUCAUCUCUUAUGGGUUUGCAGGAAUGCCUCCUGCAACACCAACCAACAUUGCUAGUUGGCUCAUUACGGGGACUGUCUUCAACUUCUUUGUAUUCCGAUUCAGGAAAGAGUGGUGGCGGAAGUAUAACUACGUCUUGUCGGCGGCCUUGGAUGCGGGCACUGCAUUCAUGGGUGUGCUACUGUUCCUUGCUCUCCAGAAUCAGGAUAUUGACGUGCAUUGGUGGGGGACGGAGGUUGAUCACUGCCCCUUGGCCUCAUGCCCGACCGAGCCCGGGAUCGCUGUUAAAGGAUGCCCUGUCUUCUGAUUAUGUGAUGUCUAGGACUUUUUGAAGAUGAUUAUUAGGUGAAGAGAGAGAGAAACUGAAUGGUAGUCUUGCUCCCUUGAUGCGUAGGAAUUGUUUGUAGCGUCUGUUAUGACUUUCUUAUCCUUCUACCUCUAUCCGUUAUAUAUAUUUGUGAUAAUUAAUAAUAGUUGAGGGAAGUUAUUCACUACCUCUAGAAAGAAUGCAACUGAAUGGUAAUGGUAAUGGAGAAGGAAGAGUUAGAAG